AUGGCCCUGCAGUCACUGGCUCUGAAGUUUCUCCUGGCCCUUGCAUCUCUACUGUCAGCACAUGGCCAGGAAGAACAUUUCAACAUCCAAAUAGUGCCCCAGGGAACAGUGAUGUGCCGAAGGCCCCCAUGGGACUCCAGUCUCCAGCUGGUACCAGACAAGAGGAAUUAUGCAAAGAAUGAAGAAGUGAUGCUGAGUUGCCCAGAAGGUUUCCAGCCAACCUUCACACAUGUUAAAUGUUCGAGCGAAAUCCAGUCCUUCACUCGUGGGAAACCUGUAUACAGGGAAGUCUGGACUGGAAGAAACUCCAGAGGUGUCUGGGUCCGUGUUCGGUCCAUGGUGGAGUGCAUCGGAGUCCUCCAGGUUGACCCUGAGACCUUUGAGAUUUCCAGCACCAGCAUCCAACUGCACUGGACCUGCAGGUUCCCUGAUGCCUGCCAGGGCAUGAGGGCCAUGUGCCAGCUGGCAGCGCCUUCCUCCCCUCUCUGUGAGGCUGAGGAGGUGAAAGGAGAGCAGAUGUUACAUGGCCGGGGAACAUUCACCUGCUCCCCUUUGCAGCCCUUCACUGAGUACAAUGUCACCAUUGACUUGCCCCCCAACACAACCCUUUUCUCAUGGCUGUUCACAACAGAGCAAACAGUGCCGGACAAACCGGACAAGCUGUGGCUGGAUCCCGACAGGGGCUCUCUCAGGUGGAACUCGCUGCCCUCCUGCAAUGGGGAGAUCAUCGGAUACCAGCUGAGCAUCACGGCCAGGAGCGCAGGCGACAGCAGCGUGCUGGAGACGGAGCGGCUGCGGCUCAAUGGCUCCGUCACUGAGCACCGGCUGCCGGAGCACAGCCCUGGCAGCAGCUACACCGUGACGAUCCAGGGACUGACGGCUGCCGGAGCCGGCGCUGCGUUGGUCAAGGAGUUCCACAGCAGCAGCAGCAGCAAGCCCCCGCGCCCCCAGGGCAUCAGCUGCCGCAGCGUCCGCGACGUCGCCCCAUCCCAAGGCACGGCCGUGCUUCCCCUGAGCCCCGUGGCCCGUGGCUCCGAGGCAGCCAGGGAGCACCAGCUGAUCGUGGCCCCGACGCACAACGGCUCGGUGAUCGAGAGCAUCUGCUCGGGGCAGCCGCAGCUCCUCAAUGGCAGCGUCUACGUGGCCGCUGUUCUCAACCUCACCGCCCCCACGGACUUCGUGCUGGGCGACGGGAGCCGCGGGCAGGGCGAGCACAACGCUGCCCUCCGCCCGGGCUGCGACUACACGGCCCUUCUGCGCCUCGUCCGCCUCUCGCCGCAGGCAGACAAGUUCACCUGCGUCUGCUACAGCUUCUCUGUUGUUGCAGGGCAGACUACAGGCCAGUGGCAUGGAAUUGUGAUAGGACUGGUUGUGCUGUUGGUUGUCCUCCUUGUGACUGCGGUCAUCCUGUGCUUUGUGCUCUCCAGGAAAAGGAAGUAUUUGCCCAACAAAACUAAGGAGGAGAAUGUAAAAGGCGAAGGUAGCUAGGCUGAGCAUCAGUCAUUUCAGCCCCAGCCAGGACCAUGGAGACAUCCAGAGCAGUGUGGAAGUGGGGAAAAUGGAAAAGAUGACCCCAGCCCAGUGCUGAUGGCUGCCAUGUCCUCUGGUUCUCCUGUGACUGUGACCAG
Molecule: messenger RNA, 1628 nt
Organism: Cinclus cinclus
Lineage: Eukaryota; Metazoa; Chordata; Aves; Passeriformes; Cinclidae
Molecular function (GO): protein binding
Source: RefSeq, a predicted model, not a curated record